AUCAAGUAUAGAAAUAUCAAGAAACAAGCGAUACCAAGGCUUUUACAUGUCUAAUCCAGAGCUCAAGGUUAUUCACAGACUGAUUAGAAGGGUUGGAUGUGCUUUCUACGAGGUAAAAGACCGUAUUCUUCUUGAUGCACUGUUAAAGCACUCUACACUAAGGGAUGACCAUUUAUCAAUGAUUAUGGACAUGCAAUUGAAAGAGGUUCGAAGAAUAUGUGGAGGACUUAAAGAAAAUCGAAUGAUUGAUGAAUAUCACAGCCGUAUGGAUACAAGGGAAGGAUAUUCACGGCCGUUUGGACGUACAUAUUAUUACAUUAAUUAUCGUACAACUAUAGAUGUAAUUAAGUGGAAGAUACAUAAGCUGGUUAAGACGGUUGGAGAUCGUAUGAGGAAGGAUUUUGAUACAAAAGGUUAUAUAUGUCAAGUAUGUAUGAGACAAUAUACAAGUUUAGAUGCGGUAUCUUUAGUAAGUCCAGAUGCAAUGAACUUUUUAUGUAUGGAUUGUGGGGCGGUAUUGGAUGAUAAUGAGGAAAAUUAUGAGGUCAAGGAUGAUCAGGAGAGAUUAUCACGUUUAAUGAGUCAAAUGAGUAAAAUUAUAUCUAGUUUGAAAGAAGUGGAUGAAAUUGUAGUUCCAGAAAACACUUUCAUUAUUGCAAUAGCUAAUGCUAUUCCACCUGAUUUGGACUCUAUUCCUUCAUCAGAAUAUUUGGAACCAGCACCUAUAAACACUGUUACUACAUCAACAGUAUUUCAACCAACUACACCAGAACCUUCUAUUUUAAUUGACUUUGAUAUGGAACUUAAGUCUAUGACUAAAGAUUUUGGUAAAAAAGAAAAACAAGUAUUUUCUCCAGCUGAAAAUGAUUUGCCUAUAUGGCAUUCUCAAUCUACAAUUAUGAAUGACUUUAUUGAUACAGAUAAUAUAUAUAAAAAUAUGAAUUCAGAAGAUUAUCUUGAUUUUCAGAAUACAAGUUUGAAAGAUAAUGUUUCUAAAAAAGAGAAACCAGAAGCAAUUGAAAAUGCUGUUGCUGAAUAUUAUGCUAAAUUGCGUGCAAAGAAGAAUACAGAGAUAAAAGAUGAAAUAAAAGAUGAGACAAAAGAUUUAGAUUAUGAUGAUUUUGAUAAUGAUUUUGAAGAUGUUGAUGGGUUAGAAAUAGGUAGUUUUUCAAAUGAUGAUGAUUUAGAAUUACAAAAACAUCAUUAUGAUGCAAAUGGCCUUGAAAAAUAAAGAUCAUAUUAAAAAAUACUAGUAAUAAUAGUUUUUAUUUCUUAG
This is a messenger RNA of Pneumocystis carinii B80, 1276 nucleotides long. RefSeq lists its product as hypothetical. The transcript has 6 exons. Gene Ontology annotation, cellular component: transcription factor TFIIE complex. NCBI's taxonomy places the organism in Eukaryota, Fungi, Ascomycota, Pneumocystomycetes, Pneumocystales, Pneumocystaceae. Gene Ontology annotation, biological process: transcription open complex formation at RNA polymerase II promoter; transcription initiation at RNA polymerase II promoter. The record is from RefSeq and is a predicted model, not a curated record. The coding region runs from base 47 to 1231 and encodes 394 amino acids.